UAUGAGUAUAUCGGGAGUCUGCUCUGUGAAAAUUAUUUCGAUAGCUUAACAAAAGCUGCUUUAAAACUCAAAUAAAACUAUUUUCCGGUUCUUAAAUUGUUCUUAAAAUCGGAACCAUGUGUUUUUUCAACAUACUAAUAUGAAGAUUAUUAAAAAAUGUGUGUUUUUAGCCAGUUAUUGGCAAAUGAAAAUUCUAAGUUUCCCGUAGUUCGCGUUUACUUUUCUGUGUAGUCGUUCUUUAAAUUUUCUGUCUAUGCGUGUGGUGGGUGUGAGCAGGAUAGCAAAAAUAAGCGUAAAUGAGACAGGAGGCAUAUUAGAAAGGGAUGUCCUAGGAACACGAAUAUGUAAAAAAGUGAAUAUGUGAUGAUGGAAAAGAUGAGAGAAUGUUAACAAAGAUGAACCAAGUGCAAAGAAAAGGAAACCAAAAACCAACAAGAAAGACCAAAGAAGAGACAAUGAAACGAAUGAACCUCUGAGUUUUUAUUACGGUAUUAUUGAAAGUAUUAAACAUACAAUUUUCGAUCCAAUGGUAAAAAUUAAUAAGAAGUUAUGAGAAGAAUCAAACCCAAAGUCAAUAAACUAAACGAAGUAACAGAACAUUUUGACAAUUUGGUCACAAGCGAUUCGAGGAGGCUAUUCGUCGUGUUCGGCCCAAAUGAGUGCGGAAAGUGUAGGAAGGUGCGCGGUGGUGUAGAGCAGAACAAGGCAGAGAAAAGCAAAUAAAUGAAGGCACAUCAAAUAUGUGAAUAAGUGUAUGGAAGUGAAAAGUGAAAAAUUUGCACAAUAAAAUUUCUUAAAAAAUCAAUAAAAAUACGAGAAGCAUUAAGUCAAGUUAAAAAAUUUGUGAAAAUAAAAUUUUUGCAUAUACGUCUAUAAAAUAGUCGAAUCACGAAAGCGCACUUAAAUCAACGCUAAAAGUGGAAAAUAAUCAAGAGCUUUUGGUGUCAUCGAUUUUGCCAACCAAAGUAUUUCGAUUAGAUAUUCAAGAUCUAAUACCAAUAUAUGGUCCAAUAAAAUUGUGCGUUGGACUCGCCACACACAAUGCAUUUGGAUAGUGUACGCAAACGGUCGAAGAUCCAUUGAAUCGGGUCCUUAGCACCAUAACACAAUCCACGGCUUUAGUAGUGUUGGCGUAGGCGGGUACUGCGCUGAAACCUCAAAUAUAGCACAAUAUGGACCCGCACGAAAUAAAACCUCCAGGGCCGGGAAUAACAAAUAGCACAAUUAAUGCAGGGUCAACUGGUCAACAUGGGCAACAGCAUCAAUUAGGAGGUAGUGGAGAACAACUAAAUCUACCACCUCCUUCGCCUCAAGCUAUUGGUACUGCUGGAAUCAAUGGUGCUACGGGGUCAUUAACUACUUCAAUACCCUCGGCAAGCAGUUCUGUUAGUGGUUGCAAUAGUAAUGCUAACAUCCUUUAUAACAAUGCUAAUUCUUCUCAUCAGCAGCGUCCAUCAAAUAAUACUAACAACGAUGGUGACUCAGAUACAGAAUCCUUAGCAUCCAUGUCAGCAAAGGCUAAAGCUGCAGCGGCAGCUGAACAAAACCAUACGGCUUCAGCAACUAAUGGGCACAAUUGUGGCACAAGCACUACGGUUAAUAACCUUAAUGUGAAUGCCAAACAGCAGAGGCAACAAAAAAGGCGGCGUGAACGAGCACAAAGAUUGCAAGCAGAACGAGAAAAUCGGUUUGCAAAUUCUGUAAAUAAUGUCCCAAAUAGCGGUCUAUUGUAUCACGCCAGUAGCGCUGGUAGCAUGGGCGAGGACAGCAAUAACUCAAAUGGGAACUUUACCAGCAGCAGUAACGGCAGCAAUAAUGUCAUGCCUCCUACUGAUAGCAUUGCGUCGUUACUACUUAAUCCUCCACACUCACCGGAAUGCAAUUCGGGAUUGAUGGCCACACCAAGCGAUAGCGAAGGUGAAUCAUUAGACGAAGAUUUACUUUCUACUUCGUCCUCAUCCACUCUACUAUUGCCCCGUGAUAAGCCACCACCGCGACCGCCACCUCCGGUGCGUAGAAAAUUGCCACGAUCACCUGUGUUGGAGGAAGAAAUUAUUGACGGGUUUGCAAUACUAGAGUUCAAAUCAUAUGAAGAUCUCGAGUUUGCUAUUAAAUUGGGUCAAAAACGGAAAGAAAAAAGGUUAUCAGCGUUAGAAGAGUUAACUUGCACAUAUAGCAUUGAGGAAACCAAAAUGCCAAAGAUUAUUGAUACGGGUCAGCCACAUCCGAUUCGCGGAAGCAGUGCUCUUAACCUGCAAAUAAAUAAUAUAAAAGAUAACAGUAAUAAUAUACGAUUGUUGAGCAGUAAUAGCAACAAUAUUAACUGUCAUCCAGCACAAACUGUCACAUCUUCUACGAAUGUAACAGUACAAGAUACUCCUAUGGAUGCUAUUACGCCGCCAUGGAAAAGCCAAUAUCAAAAUUCCAAUAAUAAUAACAAUGUUGGAAGUCUCAUAACAAAUAGUAAUCAAAACAUUAAUAAUUGUAGUAGUGUAAGUGGCAACAUUAUUAACAACACAUCAAAUAACACCGCUGCUUCGGCAACCAUGAUAAUAAACCAUAAUGGAAAUAAUAGCAACAAUAGUAAUAACAAUAGUGAUGGAGCUGGAAGCAGCAGUAGUAGUAGUAGCAGCGGAAUCGCUGAAACAACUUCCAGUAAUAUUAACAAUACUGAUGAGGAUGCUGUUAUGACCUUAGUCGAUGCUGCAGAUGAUUGUCGGAGCGUUUUGACUGCCAUGGAUAGCGGGGCGUCGUGUGGUAGUUCUACAAUGACAGCGACAGUAAACAGCAAAAUCGACGUGGCUUCCACACCGAAAGACAAUGCUGCUUCAAACUCUGUAAAAAGCACCGCCUCUACGGAUACAACUACUACCAGUGCAGUAACAGUGCCCAGCUGUACUAUGUCAGUAGCGCCUCAAAUAUCACCAGCCGCUGUAAAUUCAUCUCCCGUGUUAUCAGAAAAAGGUAGCAUUAGCAGUGGAUUAGGGAUUAAUGCGCUACAAGGGAAUCAAGCUCAAGCAGGAAUGACGCCAGUACAAAUGAGCGAUGGUUACCGCAAUUCAAUGCUCUUAGAAGGUGUUAAAAUUGGUUCAAGCUCAGCAAAUACAAAUAAAAGAUCUCUUGACGUAGCCUUCGGCACAAGUAGCGGAACAAGUUCCAAAUCUUCAAAUCAUUUCAUUAGUAUGGCAACCAAUGCACCGAAUCUUACGCAAUUGGGCAAUAGUAACAACAACAACAACAGUAGCGGUGAAAUGACAACCGAUAUGCGAGGUUUGGGAUCGACGACAGCGUCUGCGUCUGCAACGGCGGCGGUAGCGACGGUUUCAUCUGCCGCACAGCAGCCAGCGCCGAAAAUGGUACAAUCUACGCCAACUAAAGAUGAGAUGUUUGAUCGCAUACGCGACGCGGGCGUCACAUGCAAAAGUAUUGGAAUGGGGCUUAAUAUCUGUGAUAACGAUGAAAACAAGGUGAGUGGAAAUUACCUUCUAUGUAAUUAUUAUUUAUAGGAUUUUUUUUAAAGCAAGGUAAAAUAUUUUAAGUUAUUACUGUAUGGUAAGAUUAGGGUGGGCUAAUAUUGUUGAAAUGCAUAUUGAAUGAAUGUCUAUAUAUUUAAAUGGAAUGCAAUAAUGGUUUGAGAAUUUUAAAAAAUGUCAAAAUUUAUAUGAAGAAAUGUUGACAGUUUGGAUCAUCAAAAAAUCUUGCAUAUUUAAUAAUUAAAAAAGAAAAAAUAACAAUAAUUUAAUGAUAGGUAACAUGAGUCUAUAUUUUAAUACCUAAUAUGCAGGUUUUAUUAUUAAAUAACUGAUCUAAUAUUUAUUUGUCUGUUAUUUAAACCUUAAACUCUUCAAAAACAAUACUUUUUUUUACCAAAUAAGCAAAUACACACAUAUAAAGUCUAGUUUCUGUAGAGUUGCCCACUUUAAAAAAAAAAAAAAAAAAUUCCAAUAUUUGAUACCAGUCCUUGAACAAUAAUAUUUGCCACAUUUCUGA
This is a messenger RNA of Ceratitis capitata (Mediterranean fruit fly), 3990 nucleotides long. RefSeq lists its product as uncharacterized. Bases 1173 to 3506 code for a protein of 777 amino acids. The transcript is spliced from 7 exons. Lineage: Eukaryota; Metazoa; Arthropoda; Insecta; Diptera; Tephritidae. The record is from RefSeq and is a predicted model, not a curated record.